Molecule: messenger RNA, 2587 nt
Organism: Solea solea (common sole)
Lineage: Eukaryota; Metazoa; Chordata; Actinopteri; Pleuronectiformes; Soleidae
Gene: pdss1
Product: prenyl (decaprenyl) diphosphate synthase, subunit 1
Exons: 11
Coding region: 16-1386 (456 amino acids)
Biological process (GO): isoprenoid biosynthetic process; ubiquinone biosynthetic process
Cellular component (GO): transferase complex; mitochondrion
Molecular function (GO): prenyltransferase activity
Source: RefSeq, a predicted model, not a curated record
GCUUGAGUUGAGGGCAUGGGUAAUACAUGCUACUUCCUGUUUACAUCUGCGUCAUCAGCCCACGAGCGCCGACAGGUUUCCGGUUCCGCUCAGACUUGUAACUUGACGCGCAGUCGCGUGCGACUGAGGGGUAACAACAUGGCCGCUCCGUGGUGGAGGCACUGCCGCAGGUGGACUACAAACUGUUCGAGGGCGAGUUUCGCGGAAAACUUGCGGCAUUUUAACGGCAGGACAAUAGCUUUCUCGACGUCCUCUCCGGGCCGGGCGUCCUGGAUCUCCAGGCCGGGGAACGAGGGACAAUCACCAUCAUCUAUGCAGGCAAACCUGAACAUUUUAAACCUAAACAGACAAACAUCGCGGUUUCCAUCACUCCAGUCAUGCUGUUGCAGAACGAUACACAGCGACGCAAAGCUCAAAGAUCCUUUCACAUUAGCCCAAAAAGACAUGGCGAGUUUAUAUGAGGACAUCAAAAAGGAGCUGUUUGUGUCUAAAGAGGAGCUGAAGUAUUUAUGUGAUUACUACUUCGAUGGCAAAGGCAAAGCAAUCCGACCGAUGAUUGUUGUUCUCAUGGCUCGAGCCCUCAACAUCCACAGCAACGGAGCAGGAGAUUUGCUCCCGGGGCAGAAGGCCAUCGCCAUGAUCUCAGAGAUGAUUCACACUGCCAGCCUUGUGCACGACGACGUUAUCGAUGGAUCAGAUAAGCGUCGAGGGAAGAGAACAAUCAAUGAAGUGUGGGGUGAAAAAAAGGCAAUCCUGGUUGGAGAUUUCAUCCUCUCUGCCGCAUCCAUGGCUUUGGCUCGGAUUGGAAACAUCUCUGUGGUCAAAGUGUUGUCCCAGGUCAUAGAAGACCUGGUCCGAGGUGAAUUCAUGCAGCUAGGCUCUAAAGAGAACGAAAAUGAGAGAUUCAAACACUACCUCGAGAAAACCUUCAAGAAGACGGCGAGUCUUAUUGCAAACAGUUGUAAAGCAGUUUCCAUCCUGGUCAACUCUGAUCCAGAUGUUCACGAAAUCGCCUUCCAGUAUGGGAAGAACGUGGGCAUUGCUUUUCAGCUGGUGGACGAUGUGCUGGACUUCACAUCAGGAGCCAGUCAUUUGGGGAAGCCCACAGCUGCAGAUCUCAAACUAGGUUUAGCCACUGGACCAGUUCUGUUUGCUUGUCAACAGUUUCCUGAGCUUCAUGCUAUGAUCAUGAGACGUUUCAGCUCCAAUGGAGAUGUAGAUCGAGCCUGGCAGUACGUCCUCAAGAGCGAUGGCGUGCAGCAGACAAACUUCCUGGCGCAGCGCUACGGCCGAGAAGCCAUCCGACACAUCAGUCUGCUGAGGCCGUCAGCGGAGAGAGACGCCCUCAUCCAGCUCACUGAGAUGGUGCUAACCAGAGACAAAUAAUGAUCCUCCCUCUGCCGCGGUGUCACUUCAGGCAGCUACUAGUAGUAAGCCAACUUCAAGACACACACAGACGCGGAGAGAGAGCGAGGGAGACAAUGGAUGUUUGGAGAAAACUCCUUGUGAUGGUUUUAGUGCCAACUUUGAGUGGGAAAAGUGGCAGAACACUGAACCAAAAGCAAGGGAUCAAAACAGCAGUGAGACAUCUGUUUGCCCUUGUUCAGACCUGGUAUUGACAUCCAAACCUCAGCAAUCUGAUCUCAUACACAGACUGAAGUAACAGUUUUCACAUUAUUUAAAUAAACACUGACGUCACAUCUGUUCACGAGGACAAAAUUGUUUAUUUCAUGUCUGACUGUAUAGAUGUGUCUGUGUUUGUCAAAUCAAAGCUGUGGUUACAUGAAAUAAGUUUUAACCAUUACAGAAAAAGUUGGGAUACAACAAAUUGGCUCUUGUUGGUUUACUCUGCUGAACAAAACAUUAUAUAUAUAUAUGUAUAUAUAUAUGUAUAUGUAUAUGAAUAUGUCACUCCCCCAAGUUCACCAUGUUGCAUUUGAGAAGUUACAAAAACAGCAUAGCAACAUGUCCAUGGUUAAAAACUAAACACUACUAUAUAAAUAACUGAUUGACUGUGAAACAAAUGCAACAGAAGUGCUAUUAAUGGUAAAGGUAGCACAGUUUGUUCCUCAGUUAAAAAUAGAAAGUCAAGAGUUCAGAUCACUAAUGGAACACAGCCUCUUCAGGAUGAAUUGGGAGUUACUUAAUCUCGGAUUACUCAGGAAUGAUUCAAUACCAGGUCUGAACAGGGUCACAUAAAAAUACAGCUGGUUUGCUCAUUGUGAUGAUUUUUUGGAGGUGCAUGUUAAAUAAUCCGAUGCCACUGCUUCUACAGUACUGUACCUGCAGCUGCGUCACAGUGUCACAGUGACUGUGUGUUCAGUCCUGAUCUGUGGAGCCGCUGCACCUUCUGUGAAAAUUCCAAAUAACAUGCACAGCUGUCGCCGGUGUGUCCGUCCGGAUCUGCGUACACGUCUCCUCCGAGAUCCGUCCACACCUGAACAGGCCCAACAGUCACGUCUCCUCUUUGACACGUAAACUGUUGGGAGGUUGAUACUGUAACACAAAGUGUCCUGUAACGACAGAAGCCUUAACAUCUACAACUGUGCACUCAAUAAAUCAACUGUUUGUUUUUUAUUUAAACCAA